Messenger RNA from Drosophila innubila, 1397 nucleotides. Its product is annotated as carbonic anhydrase 2-like. Lineage: Eukaryota; Metazoa; Arthropoda; Insecta; Diptera; Drosophilidae. The coding region runs from base 55 to 1002 and encodes 315 amino acids. The transcript has 5 exons. Gene Ontology annotation, cellular component: cytoplasm. The record is from RefSeq and is a predicted model, not a curated record. Gene Ontology annotation, molecular function: carbonate dehydratase activity; zinc ion binding.
CAGUGCAUAUCGUGACUUAAAGGAAUUAUUGGCACUGGAGCUGGGCAAUCAAAAAUGUGUCUUUUUAACCGACGUGGAUUCGGACUACCAAUCCAGUUCUUCCUGUUAUCGGUCAUUAGUCUUGCCUGUUCACAGGAUGAUAUUCAACUUUCUAAUGAGUAUCUCAAGAACAUAAGGGCUGAUGAGGCAGAGGAGCAGGCAGCUGGAGAGUAUAACUAUGACCAACAAGGUGCCGACUGGACAGGAACAUGCCGUAAUGGUCAGAAUCAAUCGCCCAUUGAUUUAAUAACCGAUGAAGCCAUUGAGGGCUCCAUACCCCGCAUACGUUUCUCAAACUACGAACAACCACUGCAAACUCCGCUAUUGCUGGUAAACAACGGUCACACAGCAAACAUGGUGUUGCCAGCCGGCAGAAAUGGGCAACGCGCGUCCAUUAGUGGUGGAAUGUUGCCAGGUACCUUCGAUGUACAAAGCAUGCACUUUCAUUGGGGCUCCCCCAAUAGCAAGGGUUCCGAGCAUGCUAUCAAUUUUGAGCGUUACGAUGUAGAGAUUCACAUUGUUCACAAAAAUACCCGCUAUUCAGAUAUGACCGUGGGUGAAGCCAGUGAGUACGCGGAUGGACUUGCAGUCCUGGGAAUUAUGCUUAAUGCUGUGAAUAGACCACCGACACAGCAGAGUGGCCUUGACAGGGUAUUUAAUGCACUCCCAAGAAUCAUUCGAUAUCAAUCGAAUGCGACAAUUACUGGUCAGAUAACUAUGAGGCAGUUGACGGGCAAUGUUGUGACUGCACAGUUUUUCACAUAUAACGGCUCAUUGACCACACCUAAUUGCGCUGAGGCAGUCACCUGGACGGUGUUUGACAGACCAGUUGACUACUCACUGCGUCAGAUCAGUAAAUUUUGGAAUUUGCGAGAUUCACGAAGACGUCAACUGAUUAACAACUAUCGCGAGCUUCAGGACACACGUGACAGGCCAGUCUAUUAUAGACCCCUACGUGGUUAAUAAUCAAACAUGUUUCAAUAAUUAUUCAAAUUAUAAUCAGUCGAGAUUACUCGAAUACAAGUUUCCCAGUACCAAGCCGUAAUAUAAAACAAGCAAACAUAAUCGUACAACACACAUAAUUAUAUUACGUAUCAUAUGAACAGAACUUUUAAGAUCUUUGUGAACUGAUUCAAUCAAUAAAAUUUUACCCGUAUUUAGCAUAAUAUGUAUGUAAAAUAAAAACUAGUAAUACGAUUCUGCAAGAUAAUCGUAUAUUUACCUUAAUUUAAUUAGCUUCCGAUACCGGUAAAAAGCACAUUCAGACAACGUCAAAUCGAGUAAUCUACAUGAGUCAACUGUCCGCAAAUAACUUCAAAGAAAUAGUCGAGAUAUUGGUGUAAUAAAAUAUAAAAAAA